Nicotiana tabacum (common tobacco) is the source of this 2241-nucleotide messenger RNA. RefSeq lists its product as uncharacterized. Lineage: Eukaryota; Viridiplantae; Streptophyta; Magnoliopsida; Solanales; Solanaceae. The record is from RefSeq and is a predicted model, not a curated record.
AUUCAUCGAUGCUUCCACACUGCACUUCAAGCAAUUUUGAAGCUCUAUCCAACCAUUGUGAAAUUAUCGAAUGAUACUAUCCAGUUGGAGAUAAGGAACAACCAUCCUUAUUACCCUUGGUUUGCUGUGAGUAACAUAUUAAAUAUUAAGUUUUUAAUUAAUUUUGAACAUCAGUAUAUAUUAUUAACUUUAGUUGUACAUAUAGGAUUGUGUAAAAACAAUAGAUGGCACACAUGUGCUUGCAUCUGUUCCUAUCGAACACCAAAAUAGGUAUCGUGGCCGCAAAGACACAACAACACAAAAUGUCUUGGCUGCUGUCAGCUUUUAUUUGAAGUUCACAUAUGUGCUUGCUGGUUGGGAAGGAUCUGCUCAUGACUCGCGCAUAUUAAAUGAUGCAUUGGAGAGACCACGGGGGUUUCAAGUCCCCCAAGGUAUCUUAUUCAACCUAAAGUAGUUCAUAAAAAGAAAAAAAUAAAUAUGUAUAUUAAUUAACUUUGAUUUUGCUUUGUAGAUAAAUAUUAUAUUUUGGAUGCGGGAUAUGGCCUUUGUAAGGGGUUUAUUCCUCCCUAUCAUGCAGUACGCUAUCACUUACAACAGUAUAGUGAUUGUCCUCCCCAAAAUGAGAAAGAAUUGUUCAACCUCCGUCAUGCAUCAUUGAGAUCUGAUGUUGAACGUGCUUUUGCUAUUCUCAAGAGACGGUUUCGUGUGAUUGAUAAUGAACCCUUUUGGGACUUUAAAACAUAAGUGGAUGUGGUGUUAGCAUCAUGCAUUUUACAUAAUCACAUAAUCGAUUUGGAGCCAAAUGACCCAAUAAUAAUACAAGAAGUAGACGGGCAACCAUAAGUUCAAACACAAAAUGCUCAAAUUACUCACAGUUCUCAAGGGAGUCAAACCUAUCAGACACCUAGAGAAAGACGUGAAGAAGCUAGGGAAUGGUCAUUAAAAAGAGAUGAUAUUGCUCAUGCCAUGUUUACAAACUAUGAUCGGAGGAGGAAUAGAUGAAUUUAGUCUAUCAAGAAAUAGAUUUUUUAUAGUCAUCUUGGUUUUAAUUGUUUGUGUUUCCAUAUACUCUUAUGUAUAGUGACUUUACAUUCUGUAUGAUUCAGUUGUCUUAUCUCUAUUUAUCUUAAAUUUCAUGUUUGGCAUGUUUCCUAUAACAGUUAACAAUGGUAAAAAAAGGAGAUAAACAGUUUAGGUGGUCAAAACCAAUGCAAUAUUUGAUGUUGGAGAUCCUGGAUGAUGAAGUGAAACAAGGGAAUAAAUCAACUAAUCAGUUUAAGGCCAUCUCAUUCAAUCGUGUUUCGGAUGCCAUUAAGCAACAACUAGGAAUGGAGGAGUGUACACCUAAGCAUGUGGAGAAUCAUCUCAAAACACUAAGAAGUACAUGGAAUACAGUGCAAACUCUACUAAAUAAAAGUGGUCUUGGAUGGGAUGAUAGCUUGAAGAUGAUUACUGCCAGUCCUAGAGUUUAUGCUUUACACGUUCAGGCUCAUCCUACUCAUGAGAACUUCAUUAACAAAAAGAUUGAAAUGUUUGAAGAAAUGUCCCUCAUGUGUGGGAAUGAUCGAGCUAGGGGUGAUUGUGCUAAGUCGUUUGAUGAUAUAGGCUUGGAUUGUAGUUCGGAGAAAGGUAAUGAUAAUGACAUUGAAGGGCCAUCAAAGGAAAAAGAUGUGCAAGACGUAGUAAGUGAAACUUCUCAAGUCAAAGCAAGUCGUAAACGAAGUCGUUCUUCUGAUGUGCAAGAUGUGGUCGGUGAUAUAUCAACAAAGCUUGGAGAAGUGGCAGCGGCAAUCAGUAAGAUAACUGAUAGUCGAUUAGAUGUGACAAGAUUGUACGAAGAAACUAUGGCAACAGAAGGUUAUGAAGAAGAGUUCUUAGGUGAAGCUUUUGAUUAUUUGGUGCAAAGUGAUAUGUUAGCUACAGCAUUCAUGGCAAAAAAUCAGAAUCUCUGCAAGGUUUGGCUGGAAAGAUUCAAGCGACAACACUAAAAUACACAAAUGGGGUUGGAAGAACAAAGCUAGAAUAUGAAGCAAUUGUUAUAGGAAAAUAUUUUGUUGCUUGUCUAAUAUGGUCUGUGAUACUUGUGUGAUGUUUUUUCUCAUGUCUACUUGCUUCUUGAGUACUCCUAUAUUGAGAAUGGUUAUUAUGGAGUUGCUCAUAUUUCUUCUCUUUUAUCUGUGUACAGACGUUUAUCGUUGUUAGCCUGAAUCUUAUAUGUUGCAAGAGAUUAUAUAAUAGAAA